AACUAUAAAUUCUUGAUUACAUCCUCAAAUUCCCAUUUUAUUGGUUUCUACUUUCCAUAAAAUCUGCCUAAAUUUAUUACAAUAUUCAUGUUUCUCAUAUCUGCCCUAUGUCAGCAAAUCCUCAUUUUUUAAUUGCCUGCCUUAUUAUGCUAACUCUUACCAAAUUCCCAAAACUUGAAUGCAUCAAACAAGGCAAGUUUCCAAAACCUUUGUUGUUUCUAAUUGCCUGGUUUAUUUAUUUAUAAACCAAAUGGUUUUUCUAGAGUUUGAUAAACCUACCCCGAAGUAAUCCAAAGAGCUUGAAAAAAGAGAAAAAAAAUGUCCAAAAAGCUUCAAAAAUCUCUCCAGGAUUACCUCUCCAAGAUCAAAAAACCCUCCCCAAAUACUCAGUUCCCUUCGAACCCAAUCUCUUCUUCCAAAAAAUGGAUCCUGAAAAGCUGCAAACAUCCGAAAACCCUUUCUUUUGUUUUCAAUCGUGACAGAAAUGAUCAUGGUCAUCACGAAACCAGUAACGACAAUAAUGAUUAUGCGGCGACGCUUUCUGAUGUUGAUCGUUUUCUCUUUGAGAAUUUCAAGUCGUUGUAUAUCAAAGACGGCGAAGAGAUUAAUGAAAGGAGAGGUAACGUUAGUUCAGAAGAUCAUGAAGAUGAUUGUAAUCAUCAAGCGAAAAGCCCUGGUGGGAUUUUGUUUGAAUCCCCAAGGUUUGUUGAUCCUCCGCCAGACCUUUGCGGGUCCAACAGGUUUUUCGUUGCUACAGGGUUGUCGAGUUCCCUAAUCGAGGAGGCACGUAGCAGUGUCGUGACUAACACGACCAUGUCAAUGUCAGAGGACAUGGGCUCGACCUCGACCUCCACUUCGACCAACAACACUACUGCUAAUGAUUCCAACAGCUAUGGCGGCCAUGGCGAUCAUGUCAAGUCUCCAAGCAUUCAUAACGAGUGCAUUGCGGUGAUAAAGUGUUCUCCAAGCCCGUACGAUGAUUUCAAACGUUCCAUGCAAGACAUGGUGGAAGCAAGGCUUAAACACCAUUUGACAGUCGAUUGGGAUUUCAUGGAAGAGCUGUUGUUUUGUUACUUGAACUUGAACGACAAGAAGUCUUACAAGUACGUCUUAAGUGCGUUCGUCGAUCUGAUCGUGGAUUUGCGUCAAAACGACAGGAAGAUUCCAGCGAGGUCUGGAAAUUCCAAGGUCAAUGCAAGAGAUGAAAGAUCAAGGAGAACGAGGCACAAUGUAACGUAAGGAUUUGGCAAUUGUGGGGUUUUAAAUAGGGAAAAAAAAUAAGAAGGGGAUGAUGAGCUGUUAUUUAGGUUGAUCAAGAAAUGUAGAUACAAGUAACUAUUUUUUUGAUUAAUUUACAUA
Molecule: messenger RNA, 1359 nt
Organism: Durio zibethinus
Lineage: Eukaryota; Viridiplantae; Streptophyta; Magnoliopsida; Malvales; Malvaceae
Product: transcription repressor OFP14-like
Biological process (GO): negative regulation of DNA-templated transcription
Source: RefSeq, a predicted model, not a curated record